Anolis carolinensis (green anole) is the source of this 3010-nucleotide messenger RNA. RefSeq lists its product as uncharacterized. Bases 1001 to 2545 code for a protein of 514 amino acids. The transcript has 2 exons. The record is from RefSeq and is a predicted model, not a curated record. NCBI's taxonomy places the organism in Eukaryota, Metazoa, Chordata, Lepidosauria, Squamata, Anolidae.
AUGGACUUAAACUGAGGCGGGGGGGGGGUUAAGGAACCCCAGGAAAUACCAUAUAUGGGCAGAGAUGGCGACAGCUAGCGACCCGGGUGCAUAAACUCACAGAAACAUGUGACUUCUGGGAAAUCAUGUGUUUCUGAAGAAAUGAAAGCUAAAGAAAAACAAACAGAGCAUGCGUACGCAGGCGCUCUGAAAGAUUUGUGAGCACGGCACAAAAAGGGUGCAGCCGGCCUGCUAGUCAGCACCGAUUGGGCAGCGUCACAACUCUAAGCCAAUGAAUUUGCUUGUGGGCGGGCAUAACCCGAACCCUGUAGUGUGUAUAAAUGUUCACUCAGCAUGCCACUGGGCGGUUCCCCUGGAGAAGCACUUACUUUGUGCUAGGGGGACCCCUAGUGGCCAUUAGCGAAAUAAAACUGCUUUCUGGGAAAUUCCUUCAGUUGUCCGUCUUCAAAUUCCUCCACUGCGCCAACAAGAACCGUAGCACGAAGGUUCCGCUACAUUUUCUGGUGACCCCGACGUGAUUUUUUUUCCUAUAAGACGGGCCAGGAGAUUUGGAGACGGAUCCCGUUGGCGGGACGGCCUCAACUCAGCGGUGGGGGCCUGAGGCAACUACCGUGAGACGAGAAGGGGCCCCUGAAUACUACACGACCGGCUGCGGUGCUUGCCUCUGAAUGCCAACGCCGACUGACGGUGAGAGCUGCAACAUCAGCGAGGUUCCACAGAAACCGGCUAGGAGGAAAAGGAUCCAGGGGAAAAAGCCCAGGGGCGAAGGUGACGAGGUUCUGGUCAAGGAUUGGAAGAUUGAGCCAUUGGGACCCAAGUGGCGAGGACCCUAUGUUGUGCUCCUGUCUACCCCCACUGCAGUGAAGGUGAAGGAGAUUAAGCCGUGGAUACAUUACACCCGUGUAAAACUAGCACCUGAGGAGUGGCGGACGGAGCGAGUUCCUGGUGAGGACCUGAGACUCAGGAUCAUCCGGCAACUCCCUAAGGGGUCAACAAGGCCAUGAAGCUGAUCCCUUCGGGUGCAACGGAGCGUCGGUGGUCAAGUAUGUCGCAGCAUGGCCCAACAAAGGCGCUCUCCGGGAGAUGGUGGCUAGACAUUUUGAGAGGAAAAAGUGGGAGACAAGCUAUGAGGAGGGGAGGAAAGCGCACUGUGUUUGGUAUAUUAUUUGUGCUGAGUUUUAUUCUCUCUUUUGGAAAAAGAGCACAUGGGAAUUGGAUAAAAGAACAUGCCAAUUAUAUGUUUGAGCAGCACGGGAAAGAGGUAGCAUUAAUAUAUGAACACCCCCUCACCGUAGGAGAUUUUUCAUUUCUUCCCGAUUUAAUUGAUGAACCACAGAUUGUGUUGGAGGGAUUGUCCAAGGCUCAGGAGGGUCCACCUACCGUGUUUUCUAGCAUACCGCAAAGGAUAAAUAAAACUCGGUUUCGACGGUUUAGAUACCAUACCUCCACCAGGGGUUUGUGCUUCUGUUGUGGAGGAUCGGGAAUAUGGAAUUCUGAGUGGAAACACUGGGGAACUAGGCAGGCGUUCUUUUCCCGAUUAGGCAAUUAUUCCCAUUGUCGAGACCGGUUCUAUCUACAUGGACGAUUUAAUACAUCUUAUGUCUCACGAUUAAAUCUAACCGCAACCGAGUGGGCUAGCAUGUAUCCAGAUUAUCCCACAUUUAGUGUGAAUGAUUCUAUUGAGGGCCUAAAAUCUUAUAUGAACAUACUGCAACAAUUAACCCAACUGAGCCUAGGUAAAAGCCUCUGUCCGUUAUGGCAAAUUAGGGAUCCAAAUCUAUGGUUUUUCUUUGAUAAAUGGGCCACAAAUUAUCACCCCGGCAACUACCAGUGUGUCGGUGUGGGUUAUUUGACAUUCCCAGUUCAGGUCUUACACAAAGGGCAUCAGCGCCUGAAACGGGACAUUGUGCAAACAGGCCCUCUAGGACCAGAAUGCUCGGAUGAGGUCAUUAUCAACAAGGCCCUGUCAGGUUCAGAAGCCUCCCGUGUAGGAGGAGGCCUGAUCACAGGCUUGUUGACACUGGGUGCUUACCCAGGGAUUGUAGCUCAAGCAAACCGUAGAAGUGUUCUAGGCCUGACUUGCCGCCUUGAAAAGUCCAUAAAUGCCACUGGUAAAAUUUUCCGGGAAAUCCAGUCUGAAGUAGAAGAAAUCAGCCAGAUGGCCCUACAGCAUAAGUUGGCCCUUGACUACCUACUGGCGGCCAGGGGGGGGUUAUGCGCCAUGGUUAGAGGACGUUGUGUAGUGAAAUUUCAUAACUUGAAUAAUACUAUUGAAGAUGACAUCGAGUCAUUACAAAAGUUAAUUUACAAUAAUGUCCAGGAGAUAGAAGGUUGGUCUCCCUUCUCCUGGGUGACUAGCUGGUUACCCUCAAUAGAAUGGUUGAAGAACAUAUUGUUGGUAGGGAUUUUAGGAUUGUUCAUUGUUCUCAUAGUUAUGUGUUGCACUCCAAUAAUGAUGCAAAUGUGUACUAGGUGUGUCACACAAUCUUUACCUGAAAAAAAGAUAGCCAUACUCCAAGCCAAGCGGGAUUGGAUGGAACCAUAAUGCUUUGCUUCAGCUUUUGUACAUGCGCUUCGCAAAAAGAAAAUGGGGGAGUGAGGCGGGGGGGGUUAAGGAACCCCAGGAAAUACCAUAUAUGGGCAGAGAUGGCGACAGCUAGCGACCCGGGUGCAUAAACUCACAGAAACAUGUGACUUCUGGGAAAUCAUGUGUUUCUGAAGAAAUGAAAGCUAAAGAAAAACAAACAGAGCAUGCGUACGCAGGCGCUCUGAAAGAUUUGUGAGCACGGCACAAAAAGGGUGCAGCCGGCCUGCUAGUCAGCACCGAUUGGGCAGCGUCACAACUCUAAGCCAAUGAAUUUGCUUGUGGGCGGGCAUAACCCGAACCCUGUAGUGUGUAUAAAUGUUCACUCAGCAUGCCACUGGGCGGUUCCCCUGGAGAAGCACUUACUUUGUGCUAGGGGGACCCCUAGUGGCCAUUAGCGAAAUAAAACUGCUUUCUGGGAAAUUC